AUGGAGUAGUAGAUUUACGAAUUUGAAACAACAAUUAAAUCUAUAAAAAAGAGCGAAAAGAAGAAUUAUGUAGAUAUAUUGGUUAGGUAUGAAAUAAAGAAUACAGAUCUAGAAAUCGAUGAUUAUAUAUCAGUAAAUUGUAUUGCAAAUCCAUAAAUGAUAACCUUCUUAAAUGAUAUUAAUAAUAUAAAUGAUUCAGAUGUUAAAAAUGCUAAAAAAAAAAAAAAUUUAAUAGUAAGCAUCCUCAACUAUGAUAUUUAAAAUAGCUAGAAAACAUAUUUUGAGGAUAUUAUUAAUCAUGCAAAGAGCUAAUAGCCUAAUAAAAGAAUUUAAUUUAUCAUUUCCUUUUUAGAUUUUAUAAAGCUUAACAUAAAAAACCAUGUUUUCAACUUAUCAAGGCAAUCAAAAAAUUUACCUGAUCCUCAUUACAUAUAUUAGACUGAUAAAAAAUUAGAAGAAGCUAAAGCAUAACUGAAUAAAAUCUAAGUAUUCAUUAAUGAAAUGAAAAUUGAUCCUUCUAUCCCUAAAGUCUACUUUUACUUUUUAGAAACUCCUGUUAGUGUUAACUAAAAAAAAAUGAUAAAAAUACGUAUAAGUGAUUAAAAUACCAAGGAAGCAUAAGAUGUAAAUUAUCCUAAGACAUUUUAAUGCUACAUGUUGGGAAGCUUAGAAAUACCAAAUAGGAUAUAAUUAGAUGCAUAAAAUAAUAAGGAUUUUGAAGAUAUGCUGCUAGAGUUGCUUCCAAAGCAUACUAUUUUCGUUGUUACUGGAGAAUCAAAAAUAUUGGAUAAAGAUGAUAUCAUAGGAGGAUUUUACAGAUUGAGCUCAGAAUUUUUAGAAGGUUUUAAGAUGAUUGCUCAAUAUGUUGCUACUGGAAGUCUAACUUGA
This is a messenger RNA of Tetrahymena thermophila SB210, 888 nucleotides long. RefSeq lists its product as hypothetical. The record is from RefSeq and is a predicted model, not a curated record. The transcript is spliced from 2 exons. Lineage: Eukaryota; Ciliophora; Oligohymenophorea; Hymenostomatida; Tetrahymenidae.